Messenger RNA from Magnolia sinica, 2748 nucleotides. RefSeq names its product protein transport protein SEC23 G. The transcript has 2 exons. Gene Ontology annotation, molecular function: GTPase activator activity; zinc ion binding. Gene Ontology annotation, biological process: COPII-coated vesicle cargo loading; COPII-coated vesicle budding; intracellular protein transport. NCBI's taxonomy places the organism in Eukaryota, Viridiplantae, Streptophyta, Magnoliopsida, Magnoliales, Magnoliaceae. The record is from RefSeq and is a predicted model, not a curated record. Gene Ontology annotation, cellular component: endoplasmic reticulum exit site; COPII vesicle coat. The coding region runs from base 265 to 2610 and encodes 781 amino acids.
CAACUCCAUUUCAAACUCUCGCACUUUUCUCUGUGAAAAUUCCAAUCCCAUCAAGCCACGUUUCAUCUCUGCAGUUGCCAAACCCUAAUUAGGGUUUUCCUUUCUACUAUUUUCUCAGAAAGCCAUGAUUCCAAUUCUCGAAGAAUCUCUCUUCCAUCGUUACCCCAUUCCUCGGGUUAGGGUUAGGGUUAGGGUUUCUCCCCUCUCCACAACCCAAUCGGAGAAACCCUUGAAUUUCCCAUAAUUCCCUCCCUUGACCCUCGCAUGGAUUUCGUCGAGCUGGAAUCCAUCGAAGGCCUCCGAUGGCCGUGGAAUGCAUGGCCAUCAUCAAGAUCCGAAUCGUCGACGCUGGUGAUCCCCCUCAGCGUCAUGUGUACCCCACUGAUGAAUUUCCCGGACCUCCCAUUGUUGCCGUACGAUCCCCUCAUCUGCGCUCGAUGCAGGGCGAUCCUGAAUCCGUACGCACGCGUAGACUAUCAAUCCGCCCAAUGGAUCUGCCCCUUCUGCUCCCAGAAGAACCCGUUCCCUCGAUCGUAUGCGGGAAUCGGCGAGCACAAUCUUCCUGCUGAGCUCUUCCCCACCUACAGCACCGUAGAGUACCAGCUCGGCCAGAGAGGCGGUGGGCCCGCUGUGGGGAUAUCGUCGUCGUCUUCUUCGUCGCUGCUGACAACUUCGUCUGCUUCUUUGAACUCUUCCAUGUCGUCGGCAUCAUCGUCGUUUGGUUUGGAUUCGAGGGCGCCUGCUUUUGUAUUCGUAAUGGACACUUGUAUGGCAGAGGAGGAGAUGCGGGCGGCUAAGAACGAGGUGCUGCACGUGGUGGCGCAGCUGCCGGAGGAUGCUUUGGUGGGGCUGGUAUCAUUCGGAGCUAUGGUGAUGGUGCAUGAUCUCGGGUUUGGGGAUUGCUUGCGGGUCGUGUUGUUGCAUGGCGAGCGGGAAUUGUCUUCGGAUCAGGUCCAAGAUUUCUUAGGCAUUUCUCGCCUACAUCACCGUAAGUUUGUACAGGCAUCAUCUAUGCCAAAGCAGGGCUUUCUGCUACCAGUAUCGGAAUGCGAGUUCAAUAUAACCACUGCAAUUGAAGAAAUCAGUUCUUCAAUGCAGGCUGUGCCCCAUCAUCGCCCUCAAAGGUGCACCGGUGCAGCGAUAUCAGCUUCAGUUGGACUUCUAGAGGGAUGCUUCCCCAAUGUAGGUGGCCGGAUCAUGGUUUUCACUUCCGGCCCUGCAACUAUUGGCCCCGGAAUUGUUGUAGAUACCGAUCUCACUAAGGCCAUCCGAACCCAUCCAGAUCUCAUUAAUGGUUCUGCACCAUACUACAAAAAAUCUUGCAACUUCUACAAGCAACUGGCGCAAAGGCUAUCCAACUCAUCCCUUGUUCUCGAUCUGUUCGCCUGCUCUCUCGAUCAGGUUGGAGCAGCAGAGUUCAAAGUUGCAGUGGAGAGCUCAGGUGGCCUCAUGGUGCUAGCAGAAUCAUUUGAGUCAGGUCAGUUCAGGAAAUGCUUACGCCACAUUUUCAAGCAUGACGACCAUGGCCACUUGAACAUGAACUUUGAUGCAACAAUUGACAUAGUGACCACUAAGGAGGUAAAAAUAUGUGGGGCCCUUGGUCCAUGUGUCUCUCUCCAGAGAAAAAACAGCUCAGUGAGUGAGCAUGAGGUUGGCCAGGGCGGCACCAGUUCAUGGAAGUUGGGUACACUCACAAGCAAGACAUGCAUUGCUUUCUUUUUCCAAGCGAGUCACGAUCAGAAAGACCAACCAGGUGCUGUGUUCUUCAUCCAGUUCAUGACUCGGUACCGGCAUGGAAACUCUGGGAUCCGGUUAAGAGUGACGACUGCGGCAAGAAGAUGGGUUGGGCCUCGGUCAGCAGAAAUCGCAGCCGGGUUUGAUCAAGAAGCUGCUGCAUCAGUCAUGGCUAGACUCACUAUCCACAGAGCUGAGCAAUGUUAUGCCCGAGAUGUCAUCAGAUGGCUUGAUAAGAUGUUGAUACGGUUUGCAUCCAAGUUCGGGGAGUACGUGCAGGAAGAUCCUUCUUCCUUCCGCCUCUCAUCGAACUUCUCACUGUAUCCACAAUUCAUGUAUUAUUUAAGGAGGUCCCAGUUCGUUGAUGUCUUCAACAGCAGCCCUGAUGAGACCGCUUUCUUCCGUCUGAUGUUGAAUCGAGAAGGGGUUGUUGGUUCUUUGAUCAUGAUCCAGCCCACCCUCUUCCGGUACUCCUUUGACGGCCCACCUGUCCCAGUUCUUCUUGACGUCAACUCGAUCUCUCCAGAUGCCAUUCUGCUCUUUGAUUCCUACUUCUACGUGGUCAUUCAUUACGGCUCCGAGAUUGCACAGUGGAGAAAACUUGGGUAUGACAGGGACCCAAAUCACGAGAGCCUGAGGAAGCUGUUGGAGGCACCGGAGCUCGAUGCUGAGGCUCUGAUAGCAGAACGGAUCCCAGUCCCGAAGCUUGUGAAAUGCGAUCAGCACGGUAGCCAGGCUAGGUUCCUGCUUGCUAAGUUGAAUCCAUCUGUUACGCAGCACAGUCAGGUUGCAGAAGGAUCAGAUGUUAUAUUCACCGACGAUAUUAGCUUGCAAGUUUUUAUAGAGCAUUUGCAAGCCUUGGCAGUUCAGGGCUGAUUGUGGCAUGGUUUUUGUGGUGUAUAGGGGUUGUUUCUUUUCAAAUUUUCCUGAGGGCCAUCUUUAUUGUUGUAUGCUAAAGAUAGUGAACGGGUGUGGAGCUCCUGUUUCUGCUUUAGAAGAGGGAGUGUUGUAGCC